This is a messenger RNA of Hordeum vulgare subsp. vulgare (domesticated barley), 1154 nucleotides long. Its product is annotated as universal stress protein YxiE-like. The record is from RefSeq and is a predicted model, not a curated record. The transcript has 4 exons. Lineage: Eukaryota; Viridiplantae; Streptophyta; Magnoliopsida; Poales; Poaceae. The coding region runs from base 238 to 948 and encodes 236 amino acids.
GAAAAGCAACAAAGCACAACGGAAGCUGGGGCAGCCAUGGCGACCACCGUCAUAACAAGCUCCCGCGCCGGUAGCCGGUUUCGCAGCGUACGUGCCACUCUCACACCCACAAUGCCGACUGACAGGUAAGCUAUAUAUACGCCUGCCCGCGGACUUGAGCUACAUCUGCAAACCACUUCAAACCAAGAAACCUCCUCUAGUCAGCUUUAAUCCUCGCAACGUUCGAUUGUUAAUUAUAUGAUGGCGGAGGCCAAGGCGGUGGCUCCUGCGGUGGGGGCGAGUCCGGCGGAGGAGGGGAGGAGCAUGACGGUGGAGGCGAGUCCGGUGGAGGAGGGGAGGAGCGAGACGGUGGAGGCGAGUCCGGUGGAGGAGGGGAGGAGCAUGACGGUGGAGGCGAGUCCGGUGGUGGAGGGGAGGAGCGAGACGGUGGCUGCUGCGGUGGAGGCGAGUCCGGUGGUGGAGGGGAGGAGCAAGACGGUGGUGCUGGUCGCCGUGGACGACAGCGAAGCAAGCUACCGCGCGCUCGAGUGGGCCGUGCGGCACGUGGCGGCGACGGCCGGCAUGGCCGGCGCCGGAGCGGUGGAGCUCGUUGUCAUCCACGCCAAGCCGCCCACUUCCACCGCCGUCAACAUGGGCGGCCCCGGCGUGGCCGGCGACGUGGUGGGGUUGGUGGAGGCCGACCUGCGCAAGAAGGCCGAGGGCGUCGUCGACAAGGCGCGCAGCCUCUGCGCCGCCAACUCGGUGCAGGGCGUGGUGGAUGUGGUCGACGGGGAGCCGAAGCACGUCCUGUGCGACGCCGUCGAGAAGCACCACGCCGAUCUGCUCGUCGUCGGGAGCCAGGGCUACGGCGCCAUCAGGAGGGCAUUGCUCGGGAGCGUGAGCGACUACUGCGCCCACCACGCGGACUGCUCCGUGAUGAUAGUCAAGCAGCCCAAGUCCAAGAACUGAUCGCCAUUUCCGCUGUUGGAUCGAUCGUGCCCAGUUCCACUGUUGGAGUUGUGCUGUUUGUGUGCCUACACAAUGUAUCCCUACUUAAUGAUUUCUACUCCCAACGUGUGUACUCUCUUUUUUAUUUACUCUGCAUAUUAGCAGUUGAGCUUUGUAAACUUUGAUAAAAUUUAUACUUGAAGAAAAUCAACAUCCACUAUGCUCAA